Colius striatus (speckled mousebird) is the source of this 428-nucleotide messenger RNA. RefSeq names its product ASNSD1 upstream open reading frame (gene ASDURF). The coding region runs from base 129 to 410 and encodes 93 amino acids. The transcript has 4 exons. Lineage: Eukaryota; Metazoa; Chordata; Aves; Coliiformes; Coliidae. The record is from RefSeq and is a predicted model, not a curated record.
GCGCGCUCGCUCGUGGCCGCGCGAGGGGAUGCGCGCGGAGCCGCGGACGUUUCCGCUGCUGUUGCCGGUGGCGGCGUUGUGCGCCCGCGACCCGGCGGGGCGCGCUCCACUGGAGCGCCAGAAGAGGCAUGUCGGGCAGCGCGUUGCGGCAGGAGGAGGGGGAGAGCGAGAGCGUGAAGCUGCGCCGCAAGGAGGAGCUGAGCCGGAGGAUUAAAGAGCAGAAGGUUGUAGUUGAUGAGCUUUCUAAUUUGAAGAAGAACCGGAAAGUUUACAGGCAGCAGCCCAAUAGCAACAUAUUCUUUCUUGUAGACCGAACAGAAACAUUGUCUCAAUGCAAAAAUACAUUAGAUGAAUUAAAGAAGGCACAUCAGGAGACGGAAAAUUCAGAAAAGACUAAAGUCAAGAAAUAGUCCAUCUGAAUUCAAAGU